This is a messenger RNA of Cuscuta campestris, 1383 nucleotides long. NCBI's taxonomy places the organism in Eukaryota, Viridiplantae, Streptophyta, Magnoliopsida, Solanales, Convolvulaceae. The record is from the annotation of a GenBank genome assembly.
AUGAAAAAACAAGCAGCCAAGUCUGGUGAAAUAUAUCAGGUUCCGCCUCCAGCGAACGUCAUCUUUAGCGGCCGGCGAAGCUCCAAGGAACUGGAAGGCGAGCAACCUCCAUAAGCAGAUCUACAAUAUAGGUGCUAACCAGCAAACGGUAACAAGUGCAACAUAUUAGCUACUUAGACAUUACUACUUGCACAGAUAAAUAAUGGAGGAGUCGGAAAAGAGGAGGGAAAGGCUAAAGGCAAUGCGAAUGGAAGCGGAUUGCGUUCGUGGCGAGGCAGAGAACUCUAAUAUGGGUGUGAGCUCUGGCCAUGGCUUAGCCAAUCCACUACUGAGUGAAAACCAGACCUCUCAACAGGGCGUAGCUGAUUUGAGACCAAGAUUUGACUACUAUACUGACCCCAUGGCUGCUUACUCCGCAGACAAGAGGAGGAACAACCACAUCCCUCAAGUUGUCUCGCAACCACAUUUCACACCAAGACCAGCAUCCUCUAAUGUUACAGGUUAUCCUUCCCAAGGAAGCUACUUCGAACACGAUCAAAGACCACCACAAGCACAUCGCCCUCCAUUUAGGCCUCCUAUGGGGAGCUCCCCUGUGCAUGACAGGCUGCCAGGAAGUCCUCAAAAUGCUUGGGUUAGUCCUGGUGGCCCACCUUCCAACAACUAUCCACCCAAUUCCACAAGAUUCAGUAAUAGCCCAAAUCACAGAUAUGGGCAAGGUGGUCAUGGUUUUGGUUAUGGGCGAGGAGGGCCUAUGUUUAGUAAUAGUCCCCGGCCCAUUUCUGUACCUGGAGGCAGCAGUAGCAGCCCAUACCAAUACCAAGGUUCCGGAAGAGGGGGCAGGGGUGGUGGUAGAUGGCAAGGUAAUAAUGUUGACAAUCAACGGGAAAAUAGAUAUUAUAACAGGUCAAUGAUAGAAGAUCCGUGGGCGCGAUUGCAGCCAACCAUUUGGAAGAAGAAAGUAAAUGCCAACCCCAACUCGUCGUGGAUGCCAAAUUCCAUCAGCAGUGUAAAAAAGGCAAGGGUUUCAGAAGGUCCAGCAGUGAAGAUACCCCCUCAGCAAAGCCUUGCCGAGUAUCUCGCUGCCUCAUUUGGUGAAGCAGUCAAUGAUGAUGCUGUGAAGAAUGCCGAGAUUUUAUGAUAAUCGCAGCUGGCCCAUUCGGGUUUGCAUUUCGGGUUCCCCUUUUAAAAAAAUUUGUAAAAGUCAAGUGCAGAUUAUCUUUUUUACGCCAAAAUAGUGUUUCUUCCUUUGAGGCUUUCACUGAAUUUAGUUAUGCCAUUGCUUACUCAGUUAUUAGUUACUCAGAUGUGUUCUUACGUAGUAAUUGUUCACCUUGUAUAUUCAAUAUGAUAUGGGUAUUGCUGAAAUGAAUAAGUGAGAAACUC